AUGAGAAAGGAUAUAAAGAUAGUUAUAGUUGGUGACGAGGGAGUAGGUAAAACAACGAUCAUUUCAUCAUUUGUUAGUAAUUCAUUUGCAGAACAUGUUCAAAAGGUUGUACCAGAAGUUACAAUUCCUGCAGAGGUGUUGAAUGCACCUUGUGCAACUAGAAUCAUCGAUACUUGCAACUCUGAUGAUAUUCAACAACAAGGUCGUACUCAACUCAACAUUGAGUUGAAGCAAUGUGAUGCUGUCAUUAUUGCCUAUGCCAGUAAUCAAUUCAACACUUUUAUGAGUGUUCGUACUAAAUGGAUGCCAUUGAUUAAACAACUUCGUUCUUCAAAUCCAAUACCAAUUGUAAUUGUUGGAACCAAAUCAGAAAUGGAAGAAGAUCAAGACAAAUACAAGGAUCAAAUUGAAGAGACAAUUCAAAUGAUGAGUAAUGAUUAUGGAGAAACGAUUCGUUGGAUGCAAUGCAGUUCCAAAUUGAUGUUUAAUAUUCAUGAAGUGUUGGAAACAACUCAAAGCUUGGUUCUCUAUCCAGAACGCAUUCUUUUCGAUCGUCCAAAUGGUCGUCUCACUGACAAGUGCGAAAAGGUGUUGCGUAGAAUAUUUAAAUUGUGCGAUUUGGACAAUGACGGAUCGCUCAGUGACCAGGAAAUCAACUAUUUCCAACAAAGAUGCCAACAUGUGACCAUGUCGACCGAGGAUAUCAUUGAUCUCAAGGGAUUCCUUCGUAGUCGUAUCGAUAAUGGUGUCGAUGACAAUGGUUUUACUAUUGAAGGGUUCCUUUUUAUGAACCUCUUAUUCCUUAUGAAGAAUCCACAACAUACUUGGGUUUCAAUUCGUUCUUUCAAGUAUGAUGAUAAUUUGGAAUUAUCUCAAGAUUAUUUAUCUCCAUUAAUAAGUGUUCCAAAAGGUAAUUAUUUGGAAUUAAGUAAUGAUGGUAUUGUUUAUUUGAAAUCUUUGUUCAAGAGAUUUGAUUCAAACAAUGAUGGUUUAUUAAGUAAAUCUGAUCAACAAAAAUUAUAUUCCACUACACCUGGAUGUCCAUUCACUGAUGAAUCCUAUGAAAAGGUUGGAAUCAACAAAUCAACUGGUGAUUUAACUUUAAAUUCAUUCUUGUCACUUUGGAGUUUACAAACAUUUGAAGAAUAUCAAUUAACUUUAAAUUAUUUUGCCUAUUUUGGUUAUGACAGUAUUUUGAAACCAAAUACUACUUGCUUACUCCAACAAACAACGACUAGCGAUAGAACUACCUACAAUUGUUUUGUGUUUGGUCAAAAAUCAUCUGGCAAGAGUACAUUAUUACAAAACUUUAUCAAACAAUCAACCUAUUCCUCUGAUGAUACCAAGGAUUUAAUUGUUUGUUCUUUGCCAAUUGAUACUGAAAAAUUUAUCAUUUUGAAUGAAUUUAAUAAUCCACAAGUAGUAUUGGAAUCAAACAAAUUGACAAGAUGUGAUGGUAUUUGUUUGGUUUAUGAUAACAGUAUUGGUGGAUCACUAGACUAUGCAGUCAAUAUCUAUAACCAAGUUAUUAAAUCAUUUUCAAAGAUUCCAGUUGUCUUUGUACAUGUAUCUAAAACGGAAGAUCCAAACAACAGCAACAAUAGCGAUUCUGCAAUCUUGAAAAAGUUAAAUGUUGUGCCAUUGACAUUCUCAAUGACCAAAAAUAAUUUAAUAUAUAGACAAAUCUUUGAUUCAAUCGAAAGAAAUAAUCAUUCUACUAAUAACUCUAAAACCAAUAAUAACAACAACAACAAGGCAAUAACAAAACAAUCAAAUGUGUGGAUAACAUUGGGAGCAGUUGGUGCUAUUUUGGGAGCAGCUGGUUUCUUUAUUUUAAAACAAUUAAACAAGGCAGCAACUAAAUAA
Messenger RNA from Cavenderia fasciculata, 1866 nucleotides. RefSeq names its product mitochondrial GTPase (gene gemA). The transcript is spliced from 7 exons. Bases 1 to 1866 code for a protein of 621 amino acids. Gene Ontology annotation, molecular function: protein kinase binding; GTP binding; GTPase activity. Gene Ontology annotation, biological process: mitochondrion organization; regulation of actin cytoskeleton organization; regulation of cell shape. NCBI's taxonomy places the organism in Eukaryota, Evosea, Eumycetozoa, Acytosteliales, Cavenderiaceae. The record is from RefSeq and is a predicted model, not a curated record. Gene Ontology annotation, cellular component: mitochondrial outer membrane; cell projection; cytoplasmic vesicle.